AUGCAUUUACUCAAAAAUCAUCAUUCAUCCAUUCAACCUGACAUGGAUGGUAAACGCACAUGUGACAAGCCUGUAUUGCUGGUUCCAAAUUCAAUUGCAAGUACCAACCAUACUACUACUACUACUACUACUACAACUACUACUAACAGUACCACUACUACUACUACUACCAAUAGUAAUAAUAACAAUACACAUGCUACCGCCAUCACCAGUACUACCCACACAACAAACACUAUCAUUCCUCUCAGUAUUCCUAUCUCUGAUCACCAUCGAGUUGAUUGUCAAUAUGUGAAUUCAUCAUGUUCUUCACUCGAUUCUGUAUUCUUCAGAUCUCAUCCACUCUCCACUCAACCUCCAGUCAAUGUCAGUUUCAUGGUGGUCAACUUGAUUGAUCACAAACUCAAUCAAAGUGAUCUUGAUCCUACUCGUAAUCAUGAUGAUGAUGAGGGUGCUGUUGUUGUUGUUACUGAUGUAAAUAAUGAUGCUACAAUCUGUAAAAUGAUGAAGUCACAAGAAUAUCAUGUACACAAUGAAGGUGAUCAGAAGACUGAUCUUGAUCAGAAUGAAUCACAAGUCGAUGGUGAUGAUUAUGAAGAAGAAGAGGAGGAGGAGGAAAUUCCACUGGAAUUACAUUCAACAAAAUCCAUAAUCAAUCAAUCACUUGAUCAAACAUUAUCCAGUUCAAAUGUAUCAUAUUCAUUUCAUAGUUUAGAUAGUCCAUUAGAUUAUACCUUGUGUAAAUAAACAAUCUUUAUUUUUAUCUUAAUUCAAUUGUAUACUGUUUUAGUCAUUAUUAUUACAGAUUUGUCGCAUCUGAUGAAAAUACACAUCUCCAC
Molecule: messenger RNA, 836 nt
Organism: Schistosoma curassoni
Lineage: Eukaryota; Metazoa; Platyhelminthes; Trematoda; Strigeidida; Schistosomatidae
Source: the annotation of a GenBank genome assembly